Medicago truncatula (barrel medic) is the source of this 891-nucleotide messenger RNA. RefSeq lists its product as uncharacterized. The record is from RefSeq and is a predicted model, not a curated record. Gene Ontology annotation, molecular function: catalytic activity. NCBI's taxonomy places the organism in Eukaryota, Viridiplantae, Streptophyta, Magnoliopsida, Fabales, Fabaceae. The transcript has 2 exons. The coding region runs from base 1 to 891 and encodes 296 amino acids.
AUGCACAGCAAAAAGGGUUGCUCUGGUUCUAAGUUGCUCUUCUCUCAUUCUUCUCCCAAAAGGAAUAAUGUGUGUUUGUGUGGUGACUUUAAUGCCGUGAGGUCGGUGGAGGAACGGCGUUCUACAAGAGCCCAGUCUAGUGUGGGAGAUGUUGUUCCGUUUAACCGGUUUAUUGAGGAAAAUUCGUUGGUAGAUCUUCCUCUUUGUGGCCGCAAUUUUACUUGGUAUAAAGGGGAUAGUACUUCUAUGAGUCGCCUUGAUAGAUUUCUUUUAUCGGAGGAGUGGUGCUUGGUUUGGCCUAAUUGUUUGCAAGUGGCUCAUUUGAGGGGUUUAUCAGAUCAUUGCCCUUUGUUUCUUUCGGUGAAUGAAGAUAAUUGGGGACCGCGUCCAUCGCGUAUGUUAAUAUGUUGGUCAGAUGUUCCUGGUUAUAAACAGUUUGUCAUUGAUAAGUGGCGAGAGUUAUCUAUUCAAGGGUGGGGCAGAUUUGUUUUGCAGGAAAAAUUGAAAAGGAUGAAAUUUGCAUUGCGAGAGUGGCAUCGCACUCAUGUCAGUAAUUUACCGGGGAGAAUUCAGGCUUUCAAACAGAGAGUGGAUGUAUUGGAAACAAAGGCGGAACAGUUGCAGUUGUCAGAUGAGGAAUUAGCUUUUUUGCGAAGUUCUACUGUGGAUAUUCACUCUUUGUCACGGUUGAACACUAGUAUUUCUUGGCAACAAUCGCGGUUAUCAUGGUUAAAAGAUGGUGAUGCCAAUUCUAAAUAUUUUCAUGCAGUCUUGGCUGCUAGGCGUCGCGGUAACUCUAUUAAUUAUCUGAAUGUCGAUGGUCUUAUAGUUGAAGGUGUUAUUCAAGUUCGUGAAGCGGUGUUUAACUAUUUUUGCCUAUUGAAGUCGUGA